Molecule: messenger RNA, 518 nt
Organism: Lepus europaeus (European hare)
Lineage: Eukaryota; Metazoa; Chordata; Mammalia; Lagomorpha; Leporidae
Product: signal peptidase complex catalytic subunit SEC11A-like
Exons: 1
Coding region: 36-518 (160 amino acids)
Cellular component (GO): membrane; signal peptidase complex
Molecular function (GO): serine-type endopeptidase activity
Source: RefSeq, a predicted model, not a curated record
UCUCUCCUGCCCGUGUCCCGCUAGCUGUCCCCACCAUGCUGUCUCUAGACUUUUUCGACGAUGUGCGGAGAAUGAACAAGAGGCAGCUCUAUUACCAAGUCCUAAAUUUGGGGAUGAUUGUCUCCUCGGCACUAAUGAUCUGGAAGGGGUUGAUGGUAAUAACUGGAAGUGAAAGUCCGAUUGUAGUGGUGCUCAGUGGCAGCAUGGAGCCUGCAUUUCACAGAGGAGAUCUUCUCUUCCUAACAAAUCGGGUUGAAGAUCCCAUACAAGUGGGAGAAAUUGUUGUUUUUAGGAUAGAAGGAAGAGAGAUUCCUAUAGUUCAUCGAGUCUUAAAGAUUCAUGAAAAGCAAAAUGGACAUAUUAAGUUUCUGACCAAAGGAGAUAAUAAUGCAGUUGAUGACCGAGGCCUCUACAAACAAGGACAACACUGGCUAGAGAAAAAGGACGUGGUGGGCAGAGCCCAGGGGUUUGUCCCUUAUAUUGGAAUUGUGACAAUUCUCAUAAAUGACUAUCCCUAA